This is a messenger RNA of Quercus robur (English oak), 2261 nucleotides long. RefSeq names its product endoribonuclease YBEY, chloroplastic. The coding region runs from base 234 to 1985 and encodes 583 amino acids. Gene Ontology annotation, biological process: rRNA processing. The transcript has 12 exons. The record is from RefSeq and is a predicted model, not a curated record. Gene Ontology annotation, molecular function: metalloendopeptidase activity. Lineage: Eukaryota; Viridiplantae; Streptophyta; Magnoliopsida; Fagales; Fagaceae.
GACGAAAACAAAAACCAACACCCAAAACCUUUGGAGGGAGCUCAUUUCAUUUGGUUUUGUUUGUAGUAAUAGUAGUUGUUUCUCUCUAAACUAGUACUGUACUUUGGGAGUGAAGGGUAAGACAUUCGUUAUCGGUUUCGUUCAUGUCACUGUCGCUCACUGCCUAACUCACAAAACCAAAGCAAAAACCUUUCACGCCUCUAUAGCCUACAGUACAUAUAUAUGAUACAUCCAUGCUCCCACGCCUCUCACCUCUCCUCCGCACGUCCACAUUCCCCACUACAAUGGCGCGUGUCAUCCCACGCGCCGCCGCUGUCCCUCUCAGCCACACACCGAACGCCGUCGCUUUCGUCCGCCUUCCCUCCGCGCGUUUAGGUUUCGUUGCCAAUGCGAACCGUUUUGGCUUCGUCUCUCAGUCCCUGAAACCGUCGAUAUCGGACGGUCAGGGCUUGAGUCCACUCCGAGGAAAGGUUUGGGCUUCGCAGAGAGAGUACCGGAAAGUGAGGAGGCGUCCGAGGAAGAGCAAGGAGAAGGAGUUGGAGCUCAAUGUCAGUAUUUGUAUCGAAGAAGAUUUGCCUGACGAUCCUGAAGUUUUGAGUAUUGCAGAGAUGCUUCGUUUAAAUGUUCCAAUGGCUAUGAAGCUAGCAUUUGAUGGCUUGAAAGAUUCAGCAUACAAAACAAGGGAUACUGCUAUAAAUGAUGUUGGUGGAUUUGAAAGUGUUGAGCUGUCUGUGCUUCUUUGCAAUGAUGAGUUUAUUUGCAAACUUAAUAAAGAAUGGAGGGAUGAGGAUCAUGCCACUGAUGUUCUCUCCAUGUCAGAACAUGUCCCUGAACUUAAGCUUCCAAUUCUUAUGUUAGGUGACAUCGUAAUUUCUGUUGAGACAGCUGCAAGACAAGCAGAGGAAAGAGGGCACACUCUUCUUGAUGAGAUACGCAUCCUCAUGGUUCAUGGAUUGUUACAUCUUUUGGGAUUUGAUCAUGAGCUUAGUGAAGAGGCUGAAGCAGAAAUGGAGAAGGAAGAGGAACUUCUUUUGAAGAGUCUUGGAUGGAAGGGGAAAGGAUUAAUUCAGAGUGCAUAUGAUGCUGAAAAUAGUGCAUACUCUCAUAAGGAAAAUACAGAUGACAGGAAGAAAGAAGGCAGUCUUCGAUUUUAUAAACCAAAGUUCAACUACAUCUUCUGUGAUAUGGAUGGCACAUUGCUAAACAGCAAAAGUCAAGUUACGCCAGCAAAUGCCAGGGCUUUGAAAGAGGCCAUGUCAAGGGGUGUGAAAGUAGUGAUAGCCACUGGAAAAGCUCGUCCAGCUGUGAUAGAAAGUUUAAAGAUGGUAGAUUUAGCUGGAAAAGAUGGCAUUGUUUCGGAAUUUUCUCCUGGCGUUUUCUUACAGGGACUGAUUGUUUAUGGUAGACAAGGUCGGGAAAUAUUUAGAAGGAAUUUAGAUCCAGAUGUCUGCAGAGAGGCCUAUCUUUAUUCUUGGGAGAAUAAAGUUCCUCUCGUAGCAUUCACCAAAGAUCGAUGCUUAACCCUAUUUGAUCACCCACUGGUUGACUCACUGCACACCAUAUAUCAUGAGUCAAAGGCAGAGGUCAUUCCUUCAGUUGAGAGUCUCUUAGCUGCAGCUGAGAUACAGAAAGUGAUCUUCAUGGACACUGCUGAGGGAGUGUCAACUACUUUGCGGCCAUACUGGUCAGAAGCAUUUAGAGAUCGUGCAACUGUUGUUCAAGCUGUACCAGACAUGCUUGAAAUUGUUCCCCAUGGGACCUCUAAAGGGGGUGGAGUGAAAAUUCUGCUUGAUCAUUUGGGAAUCACUGCAAAAGAGAUAAUGGCUAUUGGUGAUGGGGAAAAUGACAUUGAGAUGCUUGAGCUGGCUAUGUUAGGCAUUGCUCUUAGUAAUGGAUCAGAGAAGACAAAAGCUGUCGCUAAUGCAAUUGGUGUCAGCAAUGAUGAAGAUGGUGUUGCUGAUGCCAUAUAUCGGUAUGCGUUCUGAGCUUCAGUUCAAGCAUGAAAAUUUGGACUAGAAUAAAUAGAUACAAGGGAGGCAUCCCAAUGUUGUAUUCACUCAUUUUUAUUAUUUUCCUCUUCAAAGAAACACUAAAUGAGCUUAGCUAGAAAGGCAAUAAGUUUUGUCAAUUUUUACUCAUCAAAUCAGAUUUGAAAAGCUUAAAAAAUAAUCAUACUUUAAAUAAAUUUUAUCUUUGGGGUUUUCAAUUGACUUUUGUUGUGGAAUCAUUCUUAGUAUUUAUAAAAAUCUUCAAUUACAUCA